Molecule: messenger RNA, 3131 nt
Organism: Toxorhynchites rutilus septentrionalis
Lineage: Eukaryota; Metazoa; Arthropoda; Insecta; Diptera; Culicidae
Product: sodium-dependent nutrient amino acid transporter 1-like
Exons: 4
Coding region: 782-2629 (615 amino acids)
Biological process (GO): sodium ion transmembrane transport
Cellular component (GO): membrane
Molecular function (GO): L-amino acid transmembrane transporter activity
Source: RefSeq, a predicted model, not a curated record
AUAUCCACCCUAAUGGGAAGCACACACGGUAGAACAAUUUGUUCUACUGUGUCUAUCCGGCGGUAGACCACUAGCCCGAAUGCUACCGGCCCAGGUAGUCGGCACAAAGCCCGCAAAGUUUAAUUCGUGUGUGCGAAAGCUUUAUAAACCCUCGCCGCAAGUCGUCCAGCGAUCUUAUUGCAAGCCGAGAGUUCACUCGGAACGGGUGCUUGCUGGAAGUAAUAUUUCGUGAUCGUGUCUCGUCCCGGCACGGAAGUAUUCAUUGUUCUAUCUAUUUGUUGGAAUAAGCGGGAAAAUAACUACGGGUCGAAACAUUUUUUUUUGUGUUACUCAUAAAACUUGACGUUUUAUUAAUUGUUUGUUUUUUUCGCCAAUCAUCUUAUUUUAUUGUGCGGUUUGGAAGAUUUUAGUGGCACUUUGUGUUGUGGUUUUAGAAAUGAAAAGAUCUCUGAUUAGUGAAUUCUGAACAGAGAACCUGACUGCCUCGAAUGGCUGAAAUGACAAAUGGAGAUUUGAUAUGAGUUUCCGUUCAGAAGUGAGUGUUUGCGGCGGACGUGUUGAGAUCAAACCAAAAUCUCUAUAUUCCCACAUUACGGAUAGUGAAAACACCGACUAGAACACCUGCAGGAACUCCCCAGGCACUACGAAUCAUUACCAAAUUACCCGAUCUCAUUAUAUGUGAAUCCAACCUGUGAUUAGUGUGUGUUACGUGCAUAGUCAUCAUCAGCAUUACCCUGCAUCAUUAGCAGAUCGAAUUAGAUCGGCAAAAUUGCCCCACACAAUGUCCGGAGUGCUGAACCAAACCUUUGUCGGCGAUGACGCCUCAGAAACGAACAACAAAUCGGUAUCCUCGGUGGAAGCACCCAGCAGCGAUAGCGGUUCUUCCGGUGAGCGCGAAAAAUGGAACAACGGGGUGGAAUUCCUUCUCUCCUGCAUAGCGAUGUCGGUAGGACUUGGCAACGUGUGGAAAUUUCCUUCGACCGCCUUCAAGAACGGGGGUGGCGCCUUUGUGAUACCCUACCUGAUAGUGCUGCUGAUCGUGGGAAGGCCGGUGUAUUACCUGGAAAUGGUAAUGGGACAGUUCUCCAGCCGGGGGAGCGUGAAAGUGUACGAUGUCUCGCCGAUAAUGAGAGGAAUCGGCAUCGGCCAAAUGAUCGCAAUGUCCAUCGUGAUCUCGUACUACGCCGCCACGAUCGCCGUCGCAAUUCGAUUCUUUUUCGCCUCGUUUAGCAGCGAACUUCCGUGGGCCACCUGCGAUCCCGCUUGGACGGAUGUAAACUGCAUCAACUCGUCUAGCCUGACAGGCAAAUCCAGCUUCAACUCGACACUGCCCGUGGAAACAUCGGCCGAACUGUACUACUCCCGUUCGGUGACGGGCGAGGCGUUUCUCGUCGGGGAUGAAAUUGGAGUGCCCGAUUGGAAGUUGGGUCUGUGUUUGUUAUUCAUUUGGACCUGUAUGACAUUCAUGCUGAUAAAGGGCAUCAAGGGUUCGGGAAAGAUAUCGUACUUCCUCGCGCUCUUUCCGUACGUGGUGAUGAUUUUCUUCGCCAUCUACUGCUUCACCUUGGAAGGAGCGAUGGAUGGUGUGUUGUACUUUAUCAAACCCGAGUGGGAUCAGCUACUGAAUCCGACCGUGUGGAAAGAAGCCGUAUCCCAGUGCUUCUUUUCGCUAUCAAUUUGCUUUGGCGGGGUAAUCGCCUACUCAUCGUUCAACAGCUUCUCCAACAACAUCUACCGGGACGCGAUGAUUAUCUCCUGGCUGGACACCUUCACCUCACUGCUCUCCGGAGCGAUUGUGUUCGCCAUUAUCGGUCACCUGGGAUUCAUAACGAACGAGACAGACUAUACCAAAGUAGUGCAUCCGGGGAGCGGUUUGACAUUCAUCACAUAUCCGGAUGCGUUGGCGAAAUUUGAACACGUUCCCAAUUUAUUCUCGCUGUUGUUCUUCUUCAUGCUGUUCGUGCUGGGAAUUGGCAGCAACACGGGUAUUAUAACUAGCGUCAUCACGGCCAUUCGGGAUCAGUUCCCUGGGUGGAAAAAUUGGCACAUUGUACUAGUGAUAAGUGUGCUCGGAUUCUCGUCGGGAUUGCUGUUCAUCACACCGGCAAGCUCACGGCUCAUCGAAUAUGUGGACUUCUACGGGGUAACAUUCGUCACCCUUACGCUGGCCGUGGCCGAGUUGAUCUGCUUCUGUUGGAUCUACGGAGUGGAGCGAAUCUGCCGUGAUAUCGAAUUUAUGCUCGGCGUCAAGACCAGCAUUCUGUGGCGAUGGUGCUGGAAGUAUGUUACCCCAACUGUGAUCGCGGUGAUUCUGGUGGUGACCUUCAUAACCGGCGACAAGCCGAAAGGAUUUUCCUUCGGCUAUCAUGUUCUAGGAUGGACGAUCUACGCCAUUUCGAUCACACCGCUGAUAUUGUGGGCCAUUUGGAACGUUGCUUCCCAACCGGAGAGUGGCUUGUGGAGGAAGAUUGUGUCCGCGAGUAGACCGCUGGCCGACUGGGGUCCGGAAAAUAUUUCGUUGAAGAAAAAAUACGACGAUUUCAUUGACGAUCAUCAGCGAACCGGAACGCGCAACGCCUUCCAGCGGAUCUUUUUCACCCAGGAAAAAAGCUACUCUGUGAACAUCUAGCGGAACAAAGAUUCAAUUGAAGGAGCAAAUGUUGAUAUUAUUUUAUAACUAGCAGUUUUGUGUGAUUCGACGCGUGUUUUACAUUUAUACGCUCUAUUUCAGUGCCAGACAAUUAUCGCGAGUCAGUCACUGAGGUAGCUCAGCCAGAUUGAACUCUGGAAUGCUAAUUGCGGGCUUGUGAAAGGUUCAUCGUCUAUUGUGCAACGAAAUCUGUCGAACACUGCCGUUGCAUUCCGGAGAACUGUGAAAAGCGAUUCAGUGAUGUUUCCUCCGUCUGCCGGCAACCGCAAUUCGACCAGAUAACAAUAGCUGAGGUCAUACAGUAGCAGCAUCAUCAUCAUCAGCCGGCACGAGGCAUGCAAACAAGAGACGUUCCGCUCACAAGCCCAAAUUAGUGUGUGCAAGUUAUUUCCCUCGCUGGAUUGUUUUAGAUUCAAUCAGAUUCGCGGAUAAGAUAGGUAAACGUAAGACAUACUUUUAAAUAAACUUGACCUGAACCAGA